Messenger RNA from Gadus chalcogrammus (walleye pollock), 4887 nucleotides. RefSeq names its product kelch-like family member 24a (gene klhl24a). Gene Ontology annotation, molecular function: protein binding. Bases 328 to 2130 code for a protein of 600 amino acids. Lineage: Eukaryota; Metazoa; Chordata; Actinopteri; Gadiformes; Gadidae. The record is from RefSeq and is a predicted model, not a curated record. The transcript is spliced from 8 exons.
GUGACAAGCAGGCUAUAUCUUGGCCCAGUGUUGACAGUAACUUAGAGUUCUUUGUCUUUGCCAUCAUAACAAAGUCAAAAUGUCUGGGCAUGGCAAGAGCCCGCUUGUUUACCACGCAGACUUUUGACCGCGUCCAAUAAACGGAUAUUGAUGCCCAUUUCAAGGAUUCGCAAAAUAGUUCGCAAAAUAGUUUUUCACUUUUUUACCUCACUAUUGUUUUUCAACUUAAAGCUUUAAUUCCUUCAACUGAAGAAAAACUUUUUUUCGGAAAUCUGUGGAUAAGAUCCCUUUUACAUCCAGUAGGAGGUCUGUGUUAAGUUGGCCAACAUGGUGUUGAUCCUUGGCAGAAGGCUGAUCAGGGAGGAGUCUGAGACAAGAGACUCUCCUGCUGUAAAACGCAAGAUCUUUGAGGUGGACCCCAAAACACUGAACAGUCAGGACGCCUUCGACUUCAACUGUGGCUCCGUCCACUCGGAGGCCAUCCUGCAGGUGUUCAACGAGUUCCGCGACUGCCGCCUCUUCACCGACGUGAUCAUCAGCGUGCAGGGCCGCGAGUUCCCUUGCCACCGUGCCGUGCUCUCCGCCUGCUCCUCCUACUUCAGAGCCAUGUUCUGCAACGACCACCGCGAGAGCCGGGAAAUGCUGGUGGAGAUCAACGGCAUCCUGGCCGAGGCUAUGGACUCCUUCCUCAGCUUCGUGUACAGCGGCCGCGCCAAGAUCACCACGGAGAACGUGCAGUUCCUGUUCGAGACCUCCAGCCUGUUCCAGAUCGCCACGCUUCGCGACGCCUGUGCCAAGUUCCUGGAGGACCAGCUGGACCCUUGCAACUGCCUUGGGAUCCAGCGCUUCGCCGACGACCACGCCCUCAAGCACCUCGCCAGCCGCUGCCGCGUCUACGCCCUGGCCAACUUCGCGGAGGUGGCCCAUCACGAGGAGUUCCUGGACCUGCGGCGGGAAGAGCUGGAGGAGUACACGGCCAGCGACGAGCUGGCCGUGGGCAAGGAGGAGAUGGUGUUCGAGGCGGUGAUGCGCUGGGUGUACCACAGCCUGGAGCAGCGGAAGCCCAUGCUCAAGGAGCUGCUGCACCACGUGCGCAUGCCACUGCUGCACCCCAACUACUUUGUGCAGACGGUGGAGGGGGACCACCUCAUUCAGAACGCCCCGGAGUGCUACCAGCUGCUGCACGAGGCCCGGCGCUACCACGUGCUGGGCAACGAGAUGAUGUCGCCCAGAACCCGACCGCGCAGGUCUACGGGCUUCUCUGAGGUGAUAGUGGUUGUGGGGGGCUGUGAACGAAUGGGAGGCUUCAACCUGCCCUACACCGAGUGCUACGAUCCGGUCACCGGAGAAUGGAAGUCGAUGGCCAAGCUGCCUGAAUUCACCAAGUCAGAGUACGCUGUAUGCGCCCUCCGCAAUGACAUCCUGGUCUCAGGCGGUCGCCUCAACAGCAGGGAUGUGUGGAUGUAUAACUCACAGCUCAACUUCUGGAUCAGAGUGGCCUCCCUCAACAAAGGCCGCUGGAGACACAAGAUGGCCGUCCUACUGGGCAAGGUUUACGCAGUGGGUGGCUACGAUGGCCAGACCCGCCUGACUAGCGCCGAGUGCUACGACUCCUUCUCCAACCGCUGGACGGAGGUGGCCUCCAUGAAGGAGGCGGUCAGCUCCCCGGCAGUGGCCAGCUGUGCGGGGAAGCUCUUCGUCAUCGGGGGAGGUCCGGACGACAACACCUGCUCGGACAAGGUCCAGUGCUAUGAUCCAGAGGAAGACACCUGGAUGAUAAGAGCCAACAUCCCCAUCGCCAAGCGCUGCAUCACGGCCGUGUCCCUCAACAACCUGAUCUAUGUGGCCGGGGGGCUCACCAAGUCCAUCUUCUGCUAUGACCCGGUGGAGGACUACUGGAUGCACGUGGUCCACACCUUUAGCAAAUUGGAGAGCUGUGGCAUGUCGGUGUGCAACGGGAAGCUCUUCAUCCUGGGCGGGCGCGGGGAGAGUGGCGAGGCGUCCGACGGCAUUGUGUGUUAUGACCCCGCCUCCGGCAUCAUCACUGGUGUGGCGGCCAUGCCCCGGCCCAUCUCGUACCACGGCUGUGUCACCAUCCACCGCUACAACGAGAAGUUCCACAAGCCCUGACCCGUAAACAAAUGAACACCACACACAUAAAUACACACACACACACUCGUUACAAAGGACACUCUUUGAGAAAGUUAGCUCAAAGACACACAAGCACUGGUACACACGACGCGAUCACGCCGAUAUGAUAUAUACACAAAGCGGUUCAGAUGUUCGGGUCUUUUCAUAGCUUGAUGUAGCAGCACGCUGGGCGAUGGUGUUACAAGUCAUACUGUUGACUACCCACUUUAUUCCUUAUUCUGUGAUAGGAGCCUUAUUAGUAUUUCUGUAGAACCGCAUAAUUGGUGUUAGACACAAAGAGAAUUAACAAUAAUCUCAAUGAUUAAGGCUGGUCGAUUAUAAAUUCAAACCUGCUUAAGAGUGACUUUCAAAGUUAGAUGAGCUAAAGUAGGACUUUAUUAAUUUGUAAAUUCUCUGCAUUACUACUUUGAUGUGGUUUUAGGAUAGCACCACCUUUUUCUAUUUGUAGCUGGGAAAAAGUAAUUUAGAUAAUCAGGACAUGGCCAGUUUGCAAGGGUUGCAAGGUUAUGGACAGCUGUAAUUGGUAACUAUGUGAUACUUCAGCAUGACCUAUAAGAAUACAUCACAUAUCUCCAAAAUGGCCUCGAUAACAAUUCCCCAACACUUAAUAUGACCUCUAGGUAAAGAUGGGCAAACAGUCUGCAAGCUGUCUGCAAAGAUAAAAUAUGGAGAAAUAAGCUCCCAACAUACAACGUCCCCUCUUCUUGCAUUUCCUGGUGGGGUUUCCUUUGUGCCUCUCAUUUCCUGCGGGCCGGUCAGUGCGGACCAGGGCUACAGUACACACAGAGUACACUUCCUUCUAUAUCUGGUCGCUAUGGACUCACUCGCCAAUAACCAUGUCGACUUCCUAUGUCUGUUUGUUUUCAGUGAUACUUCCCCUGUAGUUACUCUUCCCCUAAACCAUUAAACUGUUAACGUUAACGACAAGUUAUGUGGUCAUUGUUAACAUUACCAUUUCACAAAAUACUGAUCAUUGCUUUUUUAUUAUUAUAAUAUGAAAUGAUGGCUUUUUUAUAACAAAUGUUACUAGGUUGGUAUAGGUUUAGAAAUCCUGUCAAUUGCAUACAGGAUGAUAAAUGGUUGUGUGGGUGAUUUAAUGUUAGAAGCCUUUGCAGAUCAAACUCAAAGACUAUUUUGAUUAAGUGUUUAAGUGAGCUAUUGAUUAAUUUAAUGUGUUUGUGUGCGUUGUGCAUGAGACUUUCGGGUGUUUGGCCAGAAUGUGUAACAGCCAUGGAGAAGUAUCAAAAAUGGUUGCAUUUUUAUAUUGCAUGCUCUGUUAAUUUGUAUACAUCUGAGUGCCUUGUCCGAACCUGAUCAGUUGUCAGCACUUUGCCACUGCACAACAAAAUGUGACUCGGGUAACCAUGGAUACCUCCUUGUGUUUACGUCUGGGCAGAAGGGGUGCCUGUACCUCACACAGGAGGGAUUGAGAUUGGACUUGUUGGUCAUGUCGGUAAUGACACUUUUUUUUAAAUAUAGAUGGAGUAGAGAUUUUUGCUGUGAAUAUGGUAACAUUUUGUUUUGUGAUUUUGUUUUGUAUCCAUCUUUUAUUUAAUGACUCUUCUAUAAUUACAUUAAAAUGUAUUUCUGUAUCCAAGAGGCCCACAUCGUGCACUUUGACAGAUUCCCUGUUGAACAUAGAACAAGGUGACUAUGUAAUAUGGUAACUUUUUUUUUUUUUUUUUACUGUAUCAGUAAAUGUUCUUUGCUGUCAUGUGACGUAUUUGAGUUGAGAUAGGGGUUGAGGGUCUUGUUAGUGACCCCUGCUGGUUCCGACAUGCCAUGACAUCAACAAGAGCAUGAUGUCAAAAUGGUUAGAGUUGUGACACUAGGCUACUUAUCGUUCAAGGUAUAAGGAAAGAAUUGAUUGAAUAAUCACAUUUUCGUUAAAUUGAUACACAGCUUGGGGCAGGGUAGUGUUCGCGUGGCGGGGUGUUUGACUCUCUGGCUGAAAGGUACUGGGUUCGAUCCCCUAUGUCUACAUUUUACCUGUAGGUAUCCUAGCGCAAGAUGUCUAACCCCUACCGACUCCCCCAUUACAUGGAUACGAAUUCACAGUAGACACUAUGGAUAAUUGCAUCAGCCAAAUUACUAGGUAACUUGACAUACUGGAGCCAGCUGAGUUCUACAAGUUGAAAGAAAUAGAGUAAGUAGCAGUUUGUGUGCGUGUGUGAUUACACUGAGUAUUUACUACUCCCGAAUGGACCCUUGGAUCUUUUUGUAAUGCAUUUUUUCGUGUUUUCUAUAAUAGUGUAGUCGAGGAUGUUAAGGUAUUCCUCUGUUUUCACGCCUCCUUCCUGACUUUUUAAAUCAUAGGUCAUUUUUGUAAUUGGUUAUGGGAUUGUUCGUAUGUGUGUGUGUGUGUGUUUGGCUGACAUGUGGGUGUAUUCUUGCCUUACAUGUUCACGAAUGAUGACAUACAUUUGAACAAAUAUAAAUUGAUAACUCUGGCAAUAUAUAUAUUGGCUUGACUUUUAAAGAUUUCUUAAAAAUUGUGGCACGGUUAUUGAAUGCAAGGUGGAGGCUUCCACCUGCUUUAUACAGAAUACCUUACCCGUGUGCCUUAAUGAUGUAAUAAACAAAACAAGAAAGGAAUUGAUGUUGACAAUUACAAGUAAGCUUUUGAUGUUGUAAGUUCUCUCUUCAUUUAGCUGUGAUGCCUUAUCUUUGACAAUAUUUUCUGAAAUUGUCAAUGAAAUACCAAUAAAGAUAUUCUGUCAACAUAUCCAUGUGUGC